AUGGUUCCAUGUGUUGUAGCGUUGUAGUUUUUGUUGACAGUUUCAUCUGCCGCACGCAUCAUCGGCAAUUUUGCACAAAUAACAAAUUAAUAUUUACGUGAUGACAGCGUUUGUUGCACGGAGGAUUAUAUCCCACUUGCACGGAAAAAAUGGUGGGAAUUUGCUCAACCGUGCUAUUGCCAUACGAUUCAAUGGUACACUGCCAAAAGAACAAUUAUCUACCGAAGAAACAGGCAAAGUUCCAGCACCGGUACCCGGAAAAAUACAAGCUGCAGUUCUGACUAAAUUCAAUGAACCAUUCGCCAUCGAAAAUGUCGAACCCCCAAAAUUGAUGAAUUCUAACGAGGUCCUCAUUGAUGUAAAUUAUUGUGCUCUGAAUGGCUCGGACAUAUUAUUAGCGGAAAACACUUAUAUUCACUCACCCAUUUUGCCAGCAAUUCUAGGCUAUGAGGUUGUUGGAAAACUUUUGCAAGUUGGUGAAGAGGCAAAAAAAGAGGGUUUUAGAGUUGGUGACCAGGUGGUUGCACUUAAUAGAGAGCGUUGGGGUGGACUAGCUGAACAAUGUUCAGCAGAAACUGGAGAUAUUUGGAAAAUACCAACUUCAUUGAAAAUGGUGGAUGUCGCAUGCUUGAUGAAUUCUUACAUGAAAGCAUUGAUCGGUUUACAACAGCAAGCGAAUCUUGAAGAAGAUGAAAUUGUGUUGGUUAAUGUCGGAUUAGGAGGCGUAGGACUGGCAGCUGUAGACUUGGCGUCAAAUGUAUUUCGAUCACAGGUGAUCGCAGUCACUUUAUCGGAGGAUAGAUCUAAUAUUACGCGGGAAAAGGGAGCAUUUGCUUCACUGAAAUUCGACGAGCGAAAAUUAAUGAAGCAAAUCGUUAGUGUGGCAGCGGAACGAGAUAUUGCUGGAGUGUUCGAGGGGGUUGAUGGAGAACAUUUCAAAAAAAUUUUAGAUCGUUUCACCGAUAUUUACAAACCAGAAUUUCAGAGAGAAAUGCUUAGAGAUGACAAUUUUUCUGUUCUGGUACAACAUCUCUCACGUGAAGGUCGUGUGAUAAUUGCAGGGAUAGCGCCAACCAGAAACGACGAACAGUCAAAAAGUAGCAUUUUCACUCCCAGCAGUAUCGACAUUCGGCAAUACAGGAAAAAGGAUCAUAAAUCCUAUCACGAAGCGGGUGAAGAAGUUUUAGAGUAUUUUGAAGAAGGACUCAUCAGUCCAUCGAAUUCGUUAGUCACUGGUCUUAAUCGAGUUAACGAAGCUAUUAAAUUCAUGAGUGAAUUAAAAAAUUUCGGCAAGGUCGUUAUCGAUCUGAAGAAUAGAGACGCUGGAACUAAAGUUAAAAAAUAGAAUUAGGGCUGGAGUUUAAUAUAUAUAUUGGAGAAUUUUUACUGCGAUCUUUGCAUCAUUCAAUACACGCAAGCCAUUUGCAAAGAAAAGCUAGGAAAAUGUUCAAUGCUCCGUUUUGAAAAAUGAAAACUAAGGCAUUGCAAAACGGAAGUUUCGGUAGCCAUCGAGGGGGAAGUGAUCUGCAGAAUUAUUCAUUGACGAACUAUCAUCAACAUCAUCGCUUAUUUUUCUAACAGAAUAUAUCCGAUUUCACGUGAAAUGUUCUAUCAAAUAAUUGUAAAUAAUCCCAGAAAGUAUUUAUGAAUAAAAGAAGUUUAUUUCAAAUCCAA
Venturia canescens is the source of this 1674-nucleotide messenger RNA. Its product is annotated as quinone oxidoreductase-like protein 2. The record is from RefSeq and is a predicted model, not a curated record. The coding region runs from base 101 to 1345 and encodes 414 amino acids. The transcript has 8 exons. NCBI's taxonomy places the organism in Eukaryota, Metazoa, Arthropoda, Insecta, Hymenoptera, Ichneumonidae. Gene Ontology annotation, molecular function: oxidoreductase activity.